Messenger RNA from Symbiodinium necroappetens, 2624 nucleotides. Lineage: Eukaryota; Dinophyceae; Suessiales; Symbiodiniaceae. The record is from the annotation of a GenBank genome assembly.
AUGCGCCGCCUUGGGGCGUUUCUGUGGCUCCUGCCGGGGUCAACUGCCCUCGGGGCUGGCCCGCGGCCGUCCUUGAUUCGCCAUGAGGUGCUAGCCGAAGGAGCAGCAGCAGCCCAUGAGAAGUGGGCCGAGCAGGAGCUGGUUGAAUCGCCAAGCGCUUGCAGGGACUGCUGCAAUGACGGCAAGGCUUACGUGCCAUGCCUGAACGUAGAGGCCUGUGCUGCAACAGCGCCGCCCACCGGGAGGUAUGCCCUGAUCUUCUCGUACGUGGGGAAGUUCGUACCGAAAGUGCUGCAGUAUUUGGACUCUGCAAAAGCAGCUGCGCUGUCUGCAAACAAGGCCGACCUUCUGCUCCUUAUGACAGAGACGGAUGCGGCCUCCAUGACUGCGGCGUUGAGGGCCAACUUGGAGAAAGAAGGUAUUCAGGUACGCACCGUGGACUGGUCCCUGCCCCCUGGGAUGCGCUUCACGAAGGAGGAGAACUGGUGUGGCCAGAAGGACUUCAUCCGGCUCCAUGCCCUAGGACUCGACGAGUAUGAUGCCGUUGCGUACUUCGACAAUGACAUUGAGUUCCAAGGCGACAUCACGCCGCUGUUGAGAUGUGCAUCGACAGGUCACUUCUUGUCCACCAACGGUGGCAUUGGGGAAGCACUGAAUGUUGGGUUCUUCGCGCUGCAGCCCCACAAAGCCUUGUUGCAAGCGGCAGUGGAUUUUGCGAAGGAAGCGGACUUCUCCCAGCUAACUGGUUGGGCCAACGAGGGCUGGCGGCCAAGUGGCGGCUACUACGUUGGCGGCGAGUGCGGCCAGGGUUUUUUCCACACUCUCUUCUACAAGCGGAGCUCGUCCUUGAGGGCGAUGAUGGCACGGUUGGGCAGGAAGUGGACCUCCGCGCAGGUGGACAAGUGCGUGUGGAACUACCAGACGAGCUUUCAGUGCCGGCGAGGCUUCAACUGUGGACGCGUGAGGGUGCACCACAAGCCGACAAGGCCGGGCACGGACCCUGAGGAGUGCCUCAAAAGCCAAUUGAUGCAGCAGAGGAGCUUGACCUCGGCUCGAUCCAUCUCCGUGGAUUCUGGGGGCUCUCUUCAAGCUCGGGAUGUGGAGGUCGGCUUCUACUUCCCCGUCCACGACCAAGUGGAAGGUGUCGUGGAGGUGAUCCGCUCUGCGAGGCAGUUCUAUCCGGAGUCGCCGAUCUUCGUUCUGCAAGAUGGCGGCUCCGUGGACUUCGGCAACCUCUGCAAGCAAGAGAGGUUCCGGUGCACCUUCGAGCGGAUGCCGGGCGAGAACAGCCGCUGGAACCCCCACUCCUGGUUCGCACGCAUGCGUCGUGCCGCCGAGCUCGUGAACACCAGGUACAUCAUCUACCUGGAGCCAGACGUGAAAAUCCUUCGGCGCCACAAAGGUGACUUCCCGCACGAUGCCGGGGGCGUCUACGACAACUUCAACCCGACUAUGAGCAAGGAGACCAAGGCCUACUUGGAACGCCUCGGUCGCACGAGGAACCCGCACUUCAACGUGACCUGGGAACACUUUGGUCUCUGCGGAGGCUCUUAUUAUCGCACGGAGGCAGUGUUGGAUGCAUUCCGGCCGGAGCACGUCCUGGGCAUCGACUGGCGCCGCCUGCGGGAACACGAGGGCAUGGACAAGACCAUGAGCAGCGACUUUGCCAUGGCUGUCGCCCUGGCAGCCCGAGGUUGGACCGUGUACCCAUGGCAGGAGAGCGCACAGAAGUUCUCCGACGUUCCCAGCGCGCCGGCGGCGCUGGCCAAGUUCAAAGCCCAGUGGCCUGCGCUGAAUCCCCGGGCGGCCUUCCAGCACAACCACAAGGAGCUGUACCACGCACAGAUCUCUGCUGCAGAUCGUGCACUGUGCGCGACGUUCGCAGACCGUCCGCCGGAUACAACCUGCCACGGCUGCGUUUGGUAUCAGGAUGGGCUGCCGGAGUCGAGGCUGCCCAUUCCCAGUGAGCCACCCGAGCUCCAAGGCGCCCUGAGCUUCGACUUUGCGGGAGCUCCUGUAGAGCGGCCUGUGCAGCGCGCGGAGCCUGCGUCUCUGCUGCUCCACCCGGACUACCUCCUCAACGCCGGCAGCGAAGGUUUGCCCAAGGCCGAGGGUCCCAGGCCUUCCUGGCUCCUCAGGGAGGACCUCCUGGUGGUCGAUGCGCGGCGGGAGGCACAUGGAGGCAUGUUGAUUGUGCAGCCGGUCUUUAUGGAAGCAGGGCCCCUCUGGGGCGCUUCCUCGGCCCCUGCGCGGCCCCGGUGGUUGCGUGCUAUCCUCGCCACAAACCGGCACCACGCCCGGAAGCACGGCCUGUGCCUCGUGAUCAGGUGGCUGCCGAGCAAGCCGCAGCUGCAGGCAUGGCAGCGGCAGCAGUGCGGAGAGCUUACCGAGAAGGAAUGCACGAAGCGGAACGAGCGUGAGAAUUUCAAUUGGGAGAAGCACCGCAUGCUGCAGGAGUACCUCCUGAGCCCGCAGAACUUCAGCCAUGUCCUGCUCCUGGAUGCAGAUGCUGCCAUCACCCGUCACGAGCGCAAUGUCUUGGGGGACAUGGCCGCGAUGCUCGACAAGGAGGGCCGAGAUGUGCUCUUCACGGAUGAAGACUGGCUUCUCCAUGGGGCAGGGAG